UCCAAUCAGCUGAUAGUGAUGGUAAAUGGUAACGUGCUGAUGUUGAUGUCAUGUUACCUUGAAAGUUUAUUUUGUUUAUGUUAUUAAUGUUUCAUAAUUUUGUUAAAAUGAAAUAACUUGAGUCAUGUUUUCAACUAAAAAACGUUUAAUUGAACGUACUGGUUAUAAUAAUGUAGGUCGAUAUGAUUAUUUAAAAUUACUGGCUACGGAAUUUCAAACUUCAAAAUCAAAAGAGGCUAGAAAACAAGUACUGGCAAAUUUAUCAAAUUUCGCAUAUGAUCCAGUUAAUUAUGACUACAUGCGGCAAUUGAGAAUAGUUGAUUUAUUUUUACACGUUCUUUCGGAGCCUGAUAAGAUUCUCGUGCAGUUUGCUAUCGGAGGAAUAUGUAAUUUAUGUUUAGAUCCAAUAAAUAAAGAAUAUAUCAUACGGAAUCAAGGCGUACAAUUAAUAAAGCCACUUCUAUCAUCCGAUGAUGAGCAAUCAACAUUAUCUGCUAUCACAACAUUAAUGUUUCUAGUCACUGAUACAUCUAGAGAACAAAUAAUCACACCAGAAUUAAUUAACCAAUUAGUUUAUUUAUCUAAUUCAUCAAAUAACCGGAUUAAAAAUCUAAUUGAAACUGGCGAUAAGGUUUUGGUUGUCAGAAAAGUCACCGAGGAUGACGUAAUGAAUUUUGCAAAAUUAACUGAUGAUUAUAAUCCUAUUCAUGUAAGUGCUGAGAGGAAAGUAGUACAUGGCGCUCUGCUGAAUGGUUUUUUAUCUGGUGUACUGGGUACUAAACUUCCUGGACCGGGGACGAUCGUCGUUCAUCAGUCUCUCCAUUAUCCGAAGCCUUGUUAUGCAGGGGAUACUAUUGAAAUAACGGUCACUGUUUUGUCAGCGAGAAAAAUAAUAAAAUUUUUAUUUAUUUUAUCAAUUGCGUUACUCGAAAAUUAUGUAUCUGUAAGUGAAAAAAUCACAACAGAAAAUAUAAAUAUUAAUAUUACGCAUGUAAACUCAUCAACUGUUCCGACAAAAGUUCCUGGUUGUCUUUGUGGAAUUUUUCUCAGUGGAUCUAAAAAAAAGAUUAAAGAAUUACCUGAAGGAGAUCCUGUUAUCACUCAUGAUAUUUUUGAAGAAUUUCCAAACAAUUCCGAUGGCAAUAAAUCGUGUAUUAAAAAGUGUCUAUCAAUUAUAGUGAAACACUUACCAAACAGUCCAACAAUUAUCUGCAGUUCAUUAAACCGCGAUUGCUACAAAGAACGAGCUCAAUUAUUUAUAAAAAAUAGUAGCGACAAAUGGAUCAGAACAAACUUAUCAGCUGGCCGUGAGUUUUGCUGCAAAGACAAUUUACCUUACAAGUGUUAGUUAAAUUAAAUAUUUAAUUUUUAUACCAAAUCAAUAAUUUUGUACGUUUCAAAGUAUGUAAAUAAAAAAUAAUUUAAGUAACCAUUUAAAUGU
Microplitis demolitor is the source of this 1441-nucleotide messenger RNA. RefSeq lists its product as uncharacterized. The record is from RefSeq and is a predicted model, not a curated record. Lineage: Eukaryota; Metazoa; Arthropoda; Insecta; Hymenoptera; Braconidae. The coding region runs from base 125 to 1348 and encodes 407 amino acids. The transcript is spliced from 8 exons.